Messenger RNA from Wasmannia auropunctata (little fire ant), 293 nucleotides. RefSeq lists its product as uncharacterized. The annotation marks the transcript as partial. The record is from RefSeq and is a predicted model, not a curated record. The transcript is spliced from 3 exons. Lineage: Eukaryota; Metazoa; Arthropoda; Insecta; Hymenoptera; Formicidae.
UUUCCUUUGCGACGUAUAGAAGAUUUGAACGAAGUGGAACAGUAUCUCCAACAACCUAAUCAUUUUCAAUCCACUGUAAAAGAACUUGCAAAAAUAGGAGGAACUACUCCAUAUGAUUUUGUUAAGCGAUGUUUGUCGCUUCUUCUCUCAAAUAGAUUAGCUGAGCAAUAUUCCUGGUAUGGUGCUAAAAAAAAACGAGUGUUUGGAAAACUAUUUAUCGCAAGUGUAUUGCAAGAAAGUGCUCUACAGUGUGAAGCAGCGAAAAAAUCGAAAAGAGAUUGAGGAAGGCAUUA